Molecule: messenger RNA, 749 nt
Organism: Papaver somniferum (opium poppy)
Lineage: Eukaryota; Viridiplantae; Streptophyta; Magnoliopsida; Ranunculales; Papaveraceae
Product: probable histone H2A.1
Exons: 2
Coding region: 147-593 (148 amino acids)
Cellular component (GO): nucleosome
Molecular function (GO): protein heterodimerization activity; DNA binding; structural constituent of chromatin
Source: RefSeq, a predicted model, not a curated record
AUAAAUAAGCAGCAAACUCGAACAGAUUGAAUCACAAAUCUUAUCUCCAUCUCUCAAACGAUUCACCCUCUAAACUCUAGUUUUCAGAAACAUUUUCAAGUGAUUAUCUUUUUAUUUUUGAUCAGUACAUUUUCAAGUUAUUAUCAAUGGAAGGAACAGCAAAGGUUGGAAAGGGAGGAAGGAAAGGUGGUGAUAGAAAGAAAGCAGUAACAAAAUCAGCCAAAGCCGGACUUCAAUUCCCAGUCGGAAGAAUCACUCGUUUCUUGAAGAAAGGCCGUUAUGCUCAAAGGCUCGGUUCCGGUGCUCCAGUUUACUUGGCUGCUGUUCUUGAGUACCUCGCUGCUGAGGUAUUGGAAUUGGCUGGAAAUGCUGCCAGAGACAACAAGAAAUCAAGAAUCGUCCCAAGACAUUUGUUGUUAGCAAUCAGGAAUGACCAGGAAUUGGGGAAAUUGCUUUCUGGUGUUACUAUUGCUAGUGGUGGUGUUCUUCCCAACAUCAACUCUGUUCUGUUACCAAAGAAGAAGGAUGAAGCUGCCAGUACUCCAAAAUCUCCAUCAAAAUCAAGUGCUGCUAAAUCUCCAAAGAAGAAGUAGUAAGAUGUAGAUCUAUGUAUUGAAGUUUAGGGUAUUAUUAGUACUGUGUAUUGAAGUUUAGGGUUCAACUUUUUUUUGGGUUGUAAGAUUCAUUUUCUUAAGAUUUGUAAUCUCUUCAUAUCAAUGGAAUCAGUCUUACUUUUUUUUGGGUUGUAA